Molecule: messenger RNA, 2041 nt
Organism: Laetiporus sulphureus 93-53
Lineage: Eukaryota; Fungi; Basidiomycota; Agaricomycetes; Polyporales; Laetiporaceae
Exons: 3
Coding region: 126-1910 (594 amino acids)
Source: RefSeq, a predicted model, not a curated record
CUCGCGUUCAAUAUCAAUUCUAUCCGGCUAGAGGUCUCCAUCUGUAUCACCUUUUCGAUCUUUUCUUUUGACCAGCAAUUGGCUUCAUCGCCGGAUCCGAUAUUCACCUGGAAGACCUCGACGAAAUGAUUCUGGCCCCUUCUGCACCCCCGCCACCGUCCAUGUCUCCAGAGAGACCCGCUGGGAGCAGAGCACUCUCUCCGGUACGCUUUCCGGAGGAAACCCAAGAUGACAAUGAAAACACUUUUCAAGCGCAGGGUCAAGGUGCACGCCUGACAAUACCCCACGUCGUCCUUGAAGAGAAUAAUAUACCUUUCGCCAUGGCGGCUAGCCUUGCGACGUCUUUGUUAGGGCACGUCUUGUUCCUCAAAUCUCAGAUCCCAUUCCCUGUUGUACAGCUGGCACGUAUGCCAGGUGGUAGCAGCGAUCCGCGCACAGCAAAGAAGCGAGCAGAAUUGCUGGCAGCAUUUGACACGCUAUCGUCACAUCUCCGCACGACCUUCUCAGCCCUUUCUAGUGCAAUGUCACAACGGAAGGGGAAACGAUCCGAGAAUGAGAGUCCAUCGAAGGCCGGAUCCGCAUACCUUGCAUUCGUCUUGGGUCCGAGUGUAGGAGCUGCACGGGCAAAGGUGGUUCUCGUAGUGGAUGGACUGGAUGUUAAGGUAAUGAGGCAGAAGGAUGAGACGACGAGCGGGCUGGACAGUGUGGCGACUACUGACAAUGAGAGUCCGGACAGGCUUGAUCAAGAUCAGUCGAAGGACGGCAGGCUGACGCGCGAUGUCCGCAAUAGCAGAACAGGGACAUACUUUGAUGACGAGGGCAGUAGCGAAGAAGACAACGCCGAUGCAACAGAUGAUGAGGGAAGCAUAUCGUCCGAGAUAGCCACAGACCCCCCCGCCUCUCGUUCGCCUUCACCAUCUCCUUCGCCCUUCCAGUCUCCGCGUCAGUCAUUUGUUCCGUUCCAGGAUCAAGUUACGACGCCGCCGCCCUCGAAGACACCCUUAUGGCCAUCAGCUUUGUCAUCAGGACCUCUUUCAUCACCUUCCUCGUUAUCCAAGGAAGCCACAGAGACCGUUCACUGUCAUCCAUCUUCAUUAUCUGAGCCAGCUACUGCAUCUUCUUUUCGGACGUUCAUCCCUUUUCGAGAUCAAGAAUCGAUGCUGCCACAAACAUCACCUUUACGGCAGUUACCUUUGUCCUCACCACCUCUUACACCGCCCUCUCAACCUCGAGUUUGGGCAAUCACUCCAUUCCAAGAUAGCGAUGACAGGACACCGGAAAGGACACCUCUUCGACCACUGCCUUUGAUCUCACAAAUCCCUUCACAGAAUCAUCUCGCUACUCUUAUCAAGACCGACUUGCAUGAGGAGGAGCAAAACCGCAAGCCACUAGGGCGGACUCCCCUGAAAGUCUUGUCCUCACACCCUGCCUCGCAGAGCCAACCCGCCACACCUGCGAAAUUCAAUACUUUAACCGAAGACCAGAAGAAGAUACGAGCAGCUGAGCGUCUUCUCUCGCGAACGCUAGCUAACGCAUGUGCUGAAGAUGAAGGAGGCAUGUCUUGCGAGCUUGCGCCGACACACGCGCAUGUCCUGCUGCGUGCGCCGCGGAGGUUUGUGCAUCCCGCGUGGGUUCCAAAGCAGAAUUUGACGCGCUCGCUUGAGGGAAUGCUGCAGACGUUCUUGGAAGAGGCGCGCUGCAUGGAAGGCUCGCGUCAAGAUAAGCGCUCUGGGGCGAGGAAGGGCGUAAAGACGGAAGGCGUGUGGGUCUCUUGUCGCGGAGGCGAGAUCAACCCUGACGUGAAGCUCAAUGUACGAGAGAAUCAAGAUGAGGAGGAUGAAGACGAGGAGGAGGACGAGAUGAUAUGGUGGGCAUGGGACGGAAAGAUUAUUGGGUUCGCGGAUUGGUGACGUUUCAAUGAGACGGUCGUACCAUGCAUGCUAUGUUCGGAGAUGGCGACUUCAGCAUUCCCAACUAUUCACGGAACAGACAUGUAUUGCUAGUCACAAGUCUACAUAAUGAUAAUAGAUUUUCAGUGGAA